Cimex lectularius (bed bug) is the source of this 815-nucleotide messenger RNA. RefSeq lists its product as uncharacterized. The record is from RefSeq and is a predicted model, not a curated record. The transcript is spliced from 2 exons. The coding region runs from base 75 to 731 and encodes 218 amino acids. NCBI's taxonomy places the organism in Eukaryota, Metazoa, Arthropoda, Insecta, Hemiptera, Cimicidae.
UGGGAUUUUGUUUAUAGAUAAGAUAAAAGUAUAUAAUCGUACACGGUAUUUAUCUGGAUCAGUGUAAUACCGACAUGCGUGUUAUAUGGAUAAUCGGACUAUUAAUCGGCUCGGCUGUUGCCGAUACCGUCCUUCUUAAUAAUCUGUUUGACCAGUUGCUCCAAUCGGCGCGAUCUUUGAUCCAACAAGGCGGCAUGGACACGAUGAAGAUACCUGACAUGAAUAACGAUUGGAAAACAAGAUGGCACUUCAUCAAGGUCAGCGGGCAUCUCAGAUGUCGAGACGGAUGGGUCAAAUCCCUCAGUUCUCUACAAAGGACGGGCGAUGCGACUAUGACGACCAAUGGGGACACAGUGACCCUGAGGGUAUUACUAGGAUUCGGCAAUUUGGAGUUCGGCUUCGGAUCGUGCCAGGCCAAAGCUCACCGUAUAGGGUCCACUACGUCCAAGGUCAAUGCGAAAGUCGACUCCAAUUCCGUCGAACUCCAGGUAUCGCUCAAAGGCCAUGGUGCCCAGUGCGUCGCCUCCGUAGAUCACAUCGUCCUUAACCACCUUGGAAAAAUCAAGAUUCACACCGGCGGUGGACUCCUACACAAAAUCGAAGACAAAAUUUUAAACUGGGCAGCGAGCCACUUCCACGACAAAGCCGUCGGAUCUAUAAACGAGAAAUUGAGUGAUGUCGCCCGUCGCUCCAUUCCCAAAUUAGAUUUGUGCUCAAAAAUUCCCCACUGAUCAGGUAAUAAAUCCACAAAUUGUACGUGGGGUCUUAUAAGAUAUAUAUACACGCAAUAAAAUCUUUUUCAAAUUCGACUAUGA